AUGUCAGCUAGAGCGUCAAGGCUCCGGCUUGAGGAAGAGCUCAGGAAUAUCUCGGAGCAGGAGGAAAGGCUUGAUGGGGAAGUGAAUCAGCUCCUGCAGGCGAAGGCCGCGGCCACGGGCCCGGGCGCGCCCGAAGAACUUCCUCCGGCGGUGGCACUGUCGAACGGUCACCAUCCUCCGAAAGCUGGCGCAGCAGCAGCAGCAGCAGCGCCGACGGAAGUGGGGGGGGGUGCAGACGCCAAGACUCCUCAAGAUGUAGAUAACGGAACGGUUGUUGUUGUUGCCGCGGGCGGGGCGGCGGCGGACGGGGAGGGGGGCCUGGCGCAGUGUCUUGAGGAGCUCUCCGGGAGCGUUCCCGACUUUCCGGGCUUGCAGGAAAAGGCCGGCGCUUUGCUGGCGCAAAUAGAGGAUGGACACGGGAUGGCGGAGCGCGUGAGCCGAUCCGUGAGGCGGCUGGACGACAUCCAGAUGCGAGUACAGCGCGCCUUGGCGCUCGUGGAAGACGUCAUCAACCUCAGGGGAUGCGCAGAGGGAGUGCGCGCGGCCGUCCAAGCCGGCGACCUUGCGGAGGCGGCCACGUACGUUCGCAGAUUCCGGGAGAUCGAUGCGGGGGCGCUGGCUGACAGCGGCGAGAUGGUGGACAUGGACGAGGCCGUCAGGGGGCUCUCGUCGGCGGUGCUGGAACGCUUCGAGACUGCCGUGCUGGACAUGGACGAGCCGGGGAUAGCCGCGGCCUGUCCCCUGCUGGCACCGCUCGGCCUGGCCACGCGAGGCCAAGAGCUGUACCUGGGCUUCGCACGGCGAGCUCUGGAGGCGGAACUGGAGGCAGGGUCCGGCGACGGGUCGUUGCCCGCCACGCAAGGCCUUCCUGCGAUCUACAACACCUCGGCGGCGUUUUUGCGGAGGCAAGUACCGGUGGCGGCGGCGGGCCUGGCGCCGUGUCUCGGGGACGUCGCCCUCGUGCGCGUCGUGACCAGGGAAUGCGGGGAUCGGGCGGCGACCGUUCUCGAGAAGCAUCUCCGGGAGCAGUCGGUGGCGUCGUGGGCGGCGGACGGGGUGGAAGGGUGGGGCGUUGCCGGCGCGGCGGGCGGCGGGGGAGCCGCGGGCGGGACGGAAGGUGGUGGGGGUGGCGGGGGUGGCAGCGCUGCGGCCGCCGCCGCCGCGGAGGUGCUGGGAAAGGCGGAUGCGCUGCUGGAGGAGCUGGCCGUGCUGACCCAGCACACGGAGAGUUACGACCGUUUCGUCAAGUUUUUGGUGAUGGAGGUGGAAAGCGCCCACCCUUCGCAGGAAGAAUUCGACGCCACCAGAGCGCCUACCAAUGGGGAAGAUGGCGAGAGCAAGACAGCUGGCGGCGGCGGCGGGGCGGCGGCGGCGGAACGACCAUCGGUCCUGCCGGCUCCCAUCUUGGAGCCCGUCAUGCCGGCGAGGACGCGGCUCCAGGAGGCGGGGGCGGAGGUGGCGGUGUACUACUCCCAGAUAGAGGGGCAGCUCUUGGAGGCAUCGGUGUCGAAGGCGAUCGCGGUGGACGAGGUGGCCCCGGGCGCGGCGGCUUCCUCCUGCGCGGAGGACGCGUUCUUCGUGGCGCAGCGCUGCGCCAAGCGGGCCCUGGCGACGGGGCACGCCGGGGCUGCCUCGGCAGUGGUGAACCACGUCGGGAACACGCUCGGCGUCGACCUGCUGGAGGCGCUCGUCCGAAAGGUGAAGUCGACCCUCUCCACCCUCCCCGCCGGCGGGGGGGGCACGUUGGACUUGACGAUCAAGCAACUGGGGCAGAUCGACUUCACAGACCUGGCAUCUCUCAAGGACCAGCUGCAGAUGGACAACUGGGAAGGCAUGGGAGCGGGGCUUGCGAGCGACCUCACCUCGUCAGCAACAGCAGCAAUCAGCAACAUCCGGAGAACCGGCGCGGGUGCCGUCCCCGGCGUUUCCGGAGGCAUUUCCGCCGGCGGGGGGGGGCUCGGAAGCACUCCCGGGGGUGCGGGCAUGAGCGGUGCGGGGGGCGGGAGGCCCGACGCGUCGUCCGCCAUGAUGGGCGGGGGGGUGAGCGGCGGCGCCGGCGGCGCCGGCGGGGGAAUCGGGGGAAACAUGAACAGCAACGAGUGCCUGGUGUACGUCAACACCCUGGAGGCCUGCUCGACCUUCGCGGUGCGGCUCAGGGAGAUGCUGGAGCGGGACGCGUCCGCGGCGUUUGGGGGGGGUGCCGGGGGCGGGGGCGGCGGCGCCGGCCACGACGCGGAGAGGGUCAUGUCGUGCCUGCAGGGGCUGGGGUCAACGAGGGCGCUCUUCACGAGAGCCGCCAGCGACUGCCUGGAAGAGGUACUGAAUCGCCUGAGGCAGGUUCUCCGAACUGUCGUUUCCUCCCACCUCGGAGAGAAGUCGGCCGUGUCCUACCAGCUGAGCGAGAACCAGUACGCCGCCAACGAGGCCGAGGACCCCUACGCGCACGCCCUUGUGGAGUACCUCCGACUUCUGCUGGAGCCUUACCGACCGCCGGGCGGGCUGUCGGACUCCCUCUUCCUGGAGCUCCUUACCCUUGUGGCCGGGUACCUCGCCAAGCGCAUGGAGAUCGCGCUCAAGAAGCGCCUGUUCACGCAGCUCGGUGGACUGCAGUUGGACAAGGACCUCCGAUGCGUGAUGGGCUUCUUCACCCAGCAGGCCGGGCGAGGGGCCCGAGAACCGUUCUCCAGACUGGCUCAGAUGUCAUUGCUGUUGAACCUGGAGCGCCCGCAAGACGCAAUGGACUACUGGGAGCCGGGGUCUCCGCUUCAGGCGCAGCUUACGGCAGAUGAGGUGGUGAGCGUGCUCCAACAACGGGAGGACUUCGCCCGCGAGGAUCUUGCCUCUCUAGUUUUGCCAGAGUCCUACAAAGGAUAACGUCUGUUCUGUUGGUGCUCGCGGAGCUCUCCAUUUUAAGCGCCGCUUCUCAGGUCGUUGGAUUCGUGGUAUGAAUAGCUAUGACACGGAUGUAUUAGCACGAUUUACGCCAUACCAUGGUGGGGUUGGUGGUUCGUCGUUGGUGGAUACCCGUGCGUGCGCUCGCGGGGUUCGCUGCUAGUCCUCCAAGGUAGGCAUCGCGGGAUCUGUUUGCCGCGAAUAUGUGGCUGAAAUGAAGGAAUUGAAGCUGGAAUGCAAGUGUCCUGUGCCUACCCGACUUGUGUUGGGAAAUGACGGAUCGGAUUUC
Molecule: messenger RNA, 3181 nt
Organism: Ectocarpus siliculosus
Lineage: Eukaryota; Phaeophyceae; Ectocarpales; Ectocarpaceae
Source: the annotation of a GenBank genome assembly